This is a messenger RNA of Gopherus flavomarginatus (Mexican gopher tortoise), 3513 nucleotides long. It is a transcript of the gene EPS8L1, whose product is annotated as EPS8 like 1. NCBI's taxonomy places the organism in Eukaryota, Metazoa, Chordata, Testudines, Testudinidae. Gene Ontology annotation, molecular function: actin binding. Gene Ontology annotation, cellular component: vesicle; plasma membrane; ruffle membrane. Gene Ontology annotation, biological process: Rho protein signal transduction; positive regulation of ruffle assembly; regulation of Rho protein signal transduction. The record is from RefSeq and is a predicted model, not a curated record. The transcript has 21 exons. The coding region runs from base 218 to 2275 and encodes 685 amino acids.
UCGCGCCACACACCUGUGCCCAGGUGACAGAGGGGAAAGGACGGUUCCCUGGACACCUAAGAGCUGGAUCUGGUGGGACUCAGGGGUGGACCCCCCCCUUUUCAGUAUCUCCCCACACACACACUUGAGAUGCCUCUUUCUUCCAGCCCUGGGGGGCAAGGUCUGAAUAGCUGGUGAGAGAUCGGGUGAAGUGUGAAUUGUGGAUUCUGUCAACACCAUGAGUUCCUCAGGCAGUGAGGUCUCCAAGCCCAGCGCCAGGGAGAUCUAUGAGCAGAGGAAGAAAUAUUCCAACUUCAUCAUGGCCGACGUCUCCCAAUACACCGUCAACCACCUGGUGACGUUCCCGGUGGGGGAGGCGGCUGAGCUGCGCUCGGUGGAGGACGCCGUGCGCAAAGUGGCCGCCAUGGAUGCCCAGGGCCAGCUCUGGGCCCAGGAGAUGCUGCUGCAAGUCACUGGGUCGGCCAUCAGGCUGCUCGACGUCCACUCCAAGGAGGAGCUGGAAAGCUACGGGCUGGCGGGGGUGCUGCGCUGCGAGGCCGUGCUGCCCAGUGCCCGCGCCCACUCCCUGUUGCUCCUCGUGUGCCAGGAGCCCCAACAGACCCAGCCUGAUGCCCACUUCUUCCAGUGCACCCACAUUGGGGCGGAGCCGAUCCGAGAGGACAUUAACAGUGCCCUGCUGGACUUCACGUCGGGGAGCAACGCUCAGAGGAGAGAAGCGCUCAGAGCAAACAAUGAGAAGAUGCAGAAUGGGGCACCACCGACCCCGGCGGGGACAGGCUCCCGGCCCCCACCCCCCCACAGGAAGGUGGUGAUCACCCCCUCAGCCACUCUGAAUGAAAUGAAGAUGCAGAGUCAGAGAGACACAGCUGACCCCUCGGACCCAGGCGCGCUGCGAACUGAGCGUGAUGUGGAGCUGCUGAACCGGAUCUUCGACGACAUUGAAGCUUUCGUGGGCAAACUGCAGAAAUCGGCCGAGGCCUUUCGGGUCCUGAAGCAGCUGAAACGGCCGAACCGGGGGCGCCGCCGGGAGCCGGGGGAGGGGCUGCUGACCCUGCGGGCCCGGCCACCCCUCAUGGAAGAGUUCCAGGACACUCUGGCCAAGUUGAAAUAUUCCUUCAGCCUCCUGGCAAGACUCCAGUCAAACAUCUUGAAUCCCACUUCAGAGGAGCUGGUUCACUUCCUUUUUGGCCCCCUGAAAAUGGUGGUGGAGUCAUCGGGGGGCCCAGAGUUCGCCAGCGAGAUCCGCUCCCCAAUGCUGACCCUGGAGGCUGUCACCCUGCUGCGGGGCUGCCUGGGGGCUCAAGAGGCCGAGCUGUGGCGCUCGCUGGGCGAUGACUGGACCCGGCCCAGGGUGGAGUUCCCCGGGGACUACGCCGCCCCUUAUACCCUGAGCUUCCAAAGUGGCUGGGCACCGCCCCGCCUGGGCCCCGAUGGCCAGCCCUGGGAGGAUCCAGUGGAGACCCAGCACCGGCAUGAAUUGCGCCGGGCACAGCAAUCGGCUCCUCCAAUCGAAGCCAACGGCCACAGAAGGACAGAAGAGAGCAGGCUUGUGAGCUGCACAUACGACUUUGUAGCCAGGAACAGCAAUGAGCUGUCUGUCCUGCAGGGGGAGGUUCUGGAGGUGCUGGACAACACCAAGAAGUGGUGGAAGGUUCAGAACCGCUCUGGCCAGCAAGGCUACGUCCCCUUCAACAUCCUCAGCCCACUCCCGGCCACCCAGAACCGCAGCCCGGGCGUCCCACUCAACGGUACCGGCAGCGCCGACUGCAGCCCCCGCCAGACCAGAGCCCCGGGCCCCCCAGGCUUGGCGGCUCUGAAGAAAAAGGUACCAGCCCCGAAUGGGACCCAGUGGAAUGGCUCCGAGGGGCUUGGCCUAGACCCCAAUGAGAGAGAGCGGCUGAAUGAGGAGCUGCUGCAGCGCCUGGCAGCCGGCCGGGGCACCCCCGCCAAGCCCUUCCGGGUGCACCGGGCGCCGGACACGUCGGUGCCGCUGGACCACGACUCCGACCCCGCCCAGGUCCAGGCCUGGCUGGAGGCCAAGGGCUUCGAGCCCCUGACGGUGAGCACCCUGGGGGUGCUGAAUGGGUCCCAGCUCUUCUCGCUGUCCAAAGCCGAGUUCCAGGCCGUGAGCCCCGAGGAAGGAGCCAGAGUCUACAGCCAGGUCACCGUACACAAGGCCAUGCUGGAGGACUUUAGGAAAACCUCUGAACUGGAAGCCGUGAUGGAGAAACGGAAGAGGAAAUUGGAGGGCAAGACAGAAGCAUCCCGCUCGUGAAGAAGGCAAGGACAUGGUGCCCCAACCCAGCUGGCAGAGCUCCCCCUACUGGUGAGGGUGCUGCUUGGGGGACUGGACCACCGGACCCCCACCUGGCUCACAGACUUCCCCCUCCCCAGCUCUCUGUGAGGGCGUCUCCCCAAACUAGACACGCUAAGGACCUCUGCACGGGUAUAAAUUUCUUCACGGGCAUCUGGCUACCACCUGCUCCAUUCAGGCUACCACGCCUCUUAAAGGAACACCCCCAGCGCAUAUGUGGUGUUGUUGUUUUUUACUUCCACUAUUUAUUUAAGAAAGGGGGCAAACUUUGAAAUGUAGCCCCCUCCCUUUCCCCUCCAAAUGGUAUGACCUUCCUUGUCCACAAUCCCCCCUCUGUUCCCCCCAAGUGGGUACAACUUCUAUAUUCCAACCUCCCUGGAUUUUGACUCACGUGGUACAGCCCCCCAGUCUGCACAGCCCCUCCCCCUGGGUAUAAUCUCCAACACUGCCUUUUCCUCUCAAGUGGUAUGUCCCCCCCAUUUUCUCCCCCCAAUUUCUCUGCCAAAUGAUACAACCACCACCAUCCCUGUUUUCUCAAUUGGUAUGUACCCUAUUCUCCAAGUAUGACUCCCCAGCCUUGGAAACCCCCCAUUGCCCCUUAAAUGGUAUCACCUCAGUCUUCACAGUGCCCCCUCCAUGUCCUCACCCCAGAAAUGGUAUGACCCCCUCCUCAUUGUUCAACCCCCCCCCAACGGACCCAACCCACCCACCUCCUCUUCUGAUUGGUGCAGAGCUGAGGCUAGGGGGCGCAACAGGGAAUCAGAGGACCUCAUUGCAUGUAGUACCCCCCGUGGCCACCAGAGGGGGACGCUCUGUGCUAGUCAGGCCACCAGUCCUAAGGUUGCUUAAUGGUUUCCAUUCCCAGCUCCCUAUUUUGGGGGCUGCUUAUAACUCAGCCAAAGCAGAACGGCUGGGGCAGAAAGUUCCCAUCUCUGCAGCAGGCUGCAUUGGGGAAGGGGGGAGGAUAUUCGGGGCAAAUCGAUUCAGCCAUUUUCGAGAUGAAGGCCGCUGGAGGGGAGAUGUACACGCACUACGUGCCCUUCGCGGCUGCUCGGCUCCUUGCUGGAGGGGGGGUCGACUCUCCCUACCCCCCCAAAAAAGGAGGGGGAAAAGCAAUAAAUAGUGGGAAACGUUGACCCUUCGGGGCCUUUUCACAAGUGCAGUAUUUAUACGGGGCGACGAAUCUGGGUAGCAUUUAU